This is a messenger RNA of Drosophila biarmipes, 1724 nucleotides long. It is a transcript of the gene PolD3, whose product is annotated as DNA polymerase delta subunit 3. NCBI's taxonomy places the organism in Eukaryota, Metazoa, Arthropoda, Insecta, Diptera, Drosophilidae. The transcript has a single exon. Bases 64 to 1359 code for a protein of 431 amino acids. The record is from RefSeq and is a predicted model, not a curated record.
CCCCGAGUUGGCAGCACUGCACCACAUAUUUUGUUUUCGCGCUAUUUUCAGCAAUUUGCAGAAAUGUCGCUUAAACAGGCUCUCGACGACUGCAUGAUCGACUUCGAUCGCUGUGUGCUGGUCACCGACCUCCUGGAGGAGUACAAGCUGUCCUACAAGGAGGUGAACGAUGUGCUGGAAGCCUACAUCAAAAGCCAGGAGCCCGCCACAAAGUUCGAGAAGAGGUUUUUGGUGCAUGGCAAGAAGAAACCCCAAGGAUCCGCUGCCGGCGAGGAUCUGUACUCCGUGGUGCUCGAGAGCAAGCUGAAGGACUGGAUGGCCAAGGUCCAGGAUGCAGAAUCGCAGCUCUAUAGUGUCAAAAUCGCCGGGGGCACCAAAUCGCCGGCUGCGACUUUCAAGCCCAUGCAGCAUUUGGAGGUCAAGCUGGCCAAGAUUGAGCAGCGUCCUGGAGUAGGUAAGCCGGUUCCCACUGCAAACGGUGGCCCAGCAACCAAUGGAGUUAAAAGUGAGCCCGCCAAGACGCAGGGCAUUAAGUCAGAGGCUUCCAAGCCAUCUGUUAAGGUGGAGCCAUCCAAAUCCUCCAUAAAAACAGAGACAGAUGCAGAUAAACUACCAGUUGGCAAGGGAAAACCCUCGCCGGAGAGCAAGAAGACCUCACCCAAAGAUCAGGCUUCCAAAGCCAAACCAGCAGCAGCCAAAAAGGGCAGCAUCAACAGUUUCCUUACAGCGGCGGGUAGCAAACCCAAGGAGGUCAAGGCCACGCCCAGCAAAACAGCUGGCGGCACCAUGGCUAACUUCUUAAAGAAGCAGCCACCAGGAGCCCAGAAGUCGCCAACAGAAAAAGCAGAAGAAACCAAGAAAGCUGCACCGGCUGCAGCAAAAAAGGAAGCCGCGAAGAAGUCUCCCAGUCCCAUAAAAAAUGCAAACACCUCUGUGCAACUCUUCGACGAGGAGAGCGCCGAAUCCUCCGACGAGGAGGAGAAGCUGGACAAGCUGCGACGCAAUGUGAUUGGCUCAGACAACGAAUCCGAUGUGGAGAAGCCCUCGACCUCCAAGCGGCGACGCAUCAGCGACUCCGAGGACGAAGAGCAGCCGCCCAAGAAGGCCGCCGAGCAGGAAGUAAUCGCAGUGGAUGAGGAAAUGGACACGGAGCCGGCCAACGAAACGUAUCUGGACGAGGAUGGCUUCGUCAUCACGCAGAGAAAGCCGGUCAAGGCGCAACCCGCCAAGAAAAAGGUUUCCCCCAAGGCCGCAGCCCCUGCCAGCAAAAAGAGGUCGCCGGCUUCAGCUGGCAAGGCUGGAAAGGAUGCGCCCAAAACCAAGCAAGCCGGCAUCAUGAGCUUUUUAACUAAGAAGUAGUCAAAUGCAUGGAAGAGUUUGUUCUAAAGAUUAAGCAUUAAGAAAGGAACUUUUUUGUUCUUAAUACAUUUAUUUAUGCCAAUGAAAAUGUUGACUGUUCUAGAAACAGAAAAGAAAAAAGAACAUAAACAAGUAUAAAAUAAAAGGUCGAGGAGUCAUAGUACUGAAAAUUUAUACAUCCUUCACUUUUUUAAAAGAUCAUCAACAUAAUUUCUUUAAAAGUUUGUUAAAAUACUUACUUCAAAAUGUUUUUGUUGACCUCCAAGAAACUUUAUUUUUUGCUGUUUAAAAGCAGAUGUAAUCCUAAAAAAUCUCUUAUACCUAAUAACCAUUAAAGACACAAGUCGGUUUGUUGUUAAAAAGAA